AUUUGAGUUCAGACGAGCGAUUAAAGAGGGAACGUCGCUGGUUUUAUUCCAACAUAAAGGCCGCAAACGGACAAGCCAAAAGCGGUGGGCCGGGCGGGCGGCAGCGAUCGGUGUUCGUCGGCGGGACGGGCGCGGCCCGAGGCCGGCGGGUCGGGAUGAGCGGGGCGGCGCUGGGCGCCGAGAUGGUGGUGGUGUUCUUCCUGGCGCUCUUCCUGCUGCAUCGCUACGGAGACUUCCGCAAGCAGCAGCGCAUGGUCCUGUUCGGAACGCUGCUGGCCUGGUACCUCUGCUUUCUCAUCGUCUUCAUCCUGCCGCUCGACGUCACCACGACCAUCUACAAGCAGUGCAAGACGGACCGCCGGGAUCGGACCACGGGUUCGCCGCCGUCCAAUCAGACGUCCGGGAACGCGUCGGCGGCGCCCACUCAGAGUGCGCGAGCGGCGUGCUACGAGCCGUGGAGCUACAUCCCGGACGGCGUCAUGCCCGUCUUCUGGCGGGUGGUCUACUGGACGUCGCAGUGCCUCACGUGGUUGCUGCUGCCCUUCAUGCAGUCGUACGCUCGCUCCGGCGGUUUCUCCGUGGCCGGGAAGGUCCAGACGGCGCUCAUCGAGAACGCCAUCUACUACGGAAGCUACCUGCUCAUCUUCGGCUCGCUGCUCAUCUACGUCGCCGUCCACCCCGAGUGGCGCCUGUCCUGGUACGAGCUCCAGACCGUCGGCAUCACGGCGGCCAACACCUGGGGUCUGUUCCUGCUGGUUCUGCUGCUGGGCUACGGGCUGGUGGAAGUCCCGCGCUCCUACUGGAACGCCUCCAGACACGGACACAUGCUCCUCAAGACCUACUUCAAGGCCGCCAAGCUCAUGACGGAGAAGGCGGACGCCGAGGAGAACCUGGAGGACGUCAUGGAGGAGGUGAGAAAGGUGAGCGAGGCCGUCAAGUACAACCAUCCUCUGAGGAAGUGCAUCGACACCAUCCUCAGGAAGUGCCCGGCGGACUACCAGGACAAGAUGGGCCGCAACAUGGACGACUACGAGGACUUUGAGGACAAGCAGACCUUCCCUAGCGAGAAGAGUCUGGUCAAGCUUCACAAACGGGUGAUCUACGCGGUUCAGCGGCACAAGCGCACGCGCGUGCAGUGGCGCAUGCUCCUGCGGGAAGCCUUCCACCUGGAGGACGUGGCCAAGAACGAGACCAGCUCCACGCGGCGCUUCGUGCGCGGCUUCCCCCCCGCCGAGCCCCCGGGAUGGUUGAGCAGAUACGUCUACACGCCCACCGCAGAGUGGUACUGGGAGUGCCUGCUGAAGCGCGGCUUCCACCGCGUCCUGGCCUCGGUCCUCAGCCUGUUCAGCGCCGCCGUGGUCUGGUCCGAGUGCACCUUCUUCAGCACCGAACCCGUCCUGUCGCUCUUCGCCGUCUUCAUCCAGCUGGCCGAGCGCGACUACAACUACGUCUACAUCCAGGUGGCGUGCUUCAUCACCAUCUUCUUCCUGUGUACGUGCGUGUACUCCACGGUGUUCCGCAUCCGCGUCUUCAACUUCUACUACCUGGCGCCGCAUCACCAGACGGACGCGUACAGCCUGCAGUUCAGCGGCAUGCUGUUCUGCCGCUUGACGCCGCCGCUGUGCCUCAACUUCUUGGGUCUCAUCCACAUGGACGCCGCCAUCUCGCACCAGCACAAAGAGCAGACGGCCUACACCUCGAUCAUGGGCUCCAUGCGCGUGCUGUCCUUCGUGGCCGACGGCUUCUACAUCUACUACCCCAUGCUCGUCGUCAUCUUGUGCAUCGCCACCUACUUCAGCCUGGGCACCCGCCUGCUCAACCUGCUCGGCUUCCAGCAGUUCAUGGGCGACAGCGAGCUGACGUCGGACCUGGUGGACGAGGGCAAGGAGCUGAUUCGCCGAGAGAAACGCAAGCGCCAGAGGACGGAAGACGGCGAGAACAGACGCCGCGAGUGGAAGGAGCGUUACGGCAACGCGAGGGAGGAGCUGAGCGCCGGGGGCAGGAACAACCACGAAAUGAAGGAGACCGGUUACUCGGACGACGCUAGCAACAGAUCGGGGAAGUUUUGCCGUUCUGCCAGUCGAGCGGAUCGCGACCGCAUCGAGCUUCUCCGGGACGAAGAACCGAUGGACUUCAACGCCGAGUCGCCGGGGGACGACGCGGCCCGCCAAGAUGGAGGGAGAGCCACGGGCGGACGCUACUUGUCCAUGUCGUCGUCUCGGAGUCGCAUUUUUGACGACGUCUAACCGCGUAGACGUCGAUCAGCGGAACCGCGGCUUCGCCCUCCACCGGACCCCCGUCCGUCACGACCCGACCUCGCCGCGGAUUCGCCGGUUCGCCCUCCACCGGACCCCCGUCCGUCACGAGCCACCGUCGCCUGACCUGCCGAGGACGUUCGUAAAGCUGCCGUCCAGCAGAGGGCGCCACCCACGUCUGCAUGUUUUCGCUACUCGAAUGAUGUUCAACGUUAUAACAGAUUAGAAUUGAUCGAAUGUCCCUCAUUAUUUGUCCUCUUUUAACAUGUGCCACAGAUGCUGUUGUAUAGUAUGAUAUUUAUAUGAAAUAUUUAUGUAUGUAGUUUGUGCUGUGAAAAUCACUAAAACUGGGCAACGAA
Molecule: messenger RNA, 2614 nt
Organism: Phycodurus eques (leafy seadragon)
Lineage: Eukaryota; Metazoa; Chordata; Actinopteri; Syngnathiformes; Syngnathidae
Gene: lmbrd2b
Product: LMBR1 domain containing 2b
Exons: 18
Coding region: 156-2246 (696 amino acids)
Biological process (GO): adrenergic receptor signaling pathway
Cellular component (GO): membrane
Source: RefSeq, a predicted model, not a curated record